AUGAAUUCUCAAAAAAGUGACGACAAAAAUGCCUUCAAAAUAGACCCUACUACUCUAUUAAAUGCAUAUGGGUUAAGUUCACUAGAUCCUACAGUUUCUUGGGAUUCUAACUCUAACUCAAAACAAUAUUCAUUCCCAGCUGAAGUAAACAAAGAUAACUCGUACGAUAUUUUAAAUGAAUUAAUGUCCUCGCAAAGAGGUGAAAAUAUAACUAAUAUCAAUGAUAUAGAUCCUUUGAAUGGGAACUCACUAACCAAUGCUUUGACUUCCGUGAAAGAUCCACAGAUUUACUCCAUAAAUAGUGUAAGAUUUAAUUCCAAACUUUUUUUGCAAAACAUUCAUUCUCAAGAUACGUUUGCCGAUCUAACAAGGGAUUUAGAUACUUUAGACGUUUCUUUACAGAAACAAAGCGCCCAAUUAAAACAAUUAGUUCAAUCACAGUUUUUCAGAUAUGUUCGUUCUAAAAACAACUUAGAUCAUAUUUAUGAAAAUUUUUCCAAGAAUGAUGAUAAGAAAUUAGACUCGUUAGAUGUCGCAGUCGCGGAAACUAGCCGAGAGGGUACAAUGUUUUUGAAGCAUUUAAUUGAUUCUAACGAGAGAUUGAAAAAUUUUCGUAAAACAAUUGAAUAUGUGGAGGCCAACACUUCCUUAAUCAAUUUACCUUAUGUUUUAAAAAAGCAUUUGAAUAACGGAGAUUAUACCAAUUUAAUGUUUGAUUAUAAGACGACUAAGGAAAAUACCAAGUAUACUGUUACCGCUAACAACAACAUUAAGGAUUCUAGUAGAAUGAAUAGUAAGGAAAAUAUCGGACCUGUUGAACAAAAGGUUUGGGGUGAAAUCGAAGCCAUAAUGGUUCAGUAUAGACAGUAUUUGUGGAAUAAAUUGAUGGAAAACAAGUUGAAACUGGAGACAGCCGAUGAUUUUCUACCAUUGAUAUCUACGCUAUUAGAUUUAAAAUCUGGGCAAAAUCCAAUUAUGUCAUGGAUUUCCAGUAGAUUGGAAAACAUCCAUGAAGAAUUAAUUAAAACAAACCAAAAGUUGUUGUUUAAGUUGGAUACUUUAAGAAGAAAUAUCAAGUCCAAGGGCUCCGCGGCCCAUUUAUCUUUUUAUUUGCAAUUUUCUAACAGUGCGGAUUUCCAAAAGCGUGGACUAGUGGAUUCCCCAAUGAUUAUUGAGAUGUGGCUAUUUAUAAUCAAAUACGUUUUAAACAUUGAACAGAUUGUACAAAGAUUUAUAAAUAUUUGGGAACACGUAAAGAACUUUUUGGAUGGCACAUAUCAACAAUCGCUAUUAAAUGAUAAAAAAAGAGAAAAUAUCUUAGCUGGUUCCACUGGUUCUAUUGAUUUUGAGUUUUAUUUGAAACUGGAAAAAUAUCAAAUCCAUGACGUUAUUAAAGAAGGCUCAAAAUUUAUUGAUAAAUUGGUUGACAUUCUCUCGAGUUUUUUCUCUACUAGUGAAGAUAACAAUGACUAUUUUGUUCCACCUUCUAGCAAUAAUUUAAGUUGUCUGAGAUAUUUACCCAAAAUUAUCGACCCUAUUAUCAGAUUCACUACGGAAUUAGGCCAAUUAAAAAUCAGUUCUGAAUGUGUUGAAAAAUUGAAAAGAGUAGAUUAUACUGUUUUAAGCCAGUGCAUCAGUGCUAUAAAUUCUACUAAACUAAGAGAUCUAGCUAAUUUUGACCAAUUAGAAGAUUGGAAGGGGUAUGAUUCGACAAUAACAGCAUUAAAGUGUACGAAAAUUCCACUGAUUGUUCGUAAUAUCAAUUUACUGACAAUAAAAACCGUUAGAGAUCUAGUAUUUGCAUAUGAAAAGCUACCUGUUAUAAAUGGUGUAUCUAUUGUAAAUUAUCCUCCUAAAACACUGUUGACCGGGAUUGAACUUCAACAGAUUAAUUCUUUAGAAACCGUUUUGGAAAGCAUAUUGAAGAAUGCAGCAAAGAACAAAGACAAUCCAAGAAACCUGAAAACGUUGUUAACUUUGAAUAAUAUAUUGGUUUUGAAAAACGAAGUAUUCCCCUUUAUAUUAAAGAAAUUUGACGAAGCUUUUGAUAUUCAAUUGUCCCAAAAAAAUCUAAAAGUCUUCCCCAUUUUAGAAAAGAUGCAUAGCUCAAUUUUAGCUAAUUACAAAUCUGACCUAAGAUAUUCAUUGAAAAGUGUAAUAGAGAGUUCUUUUAACAGUAUCAACUGGACCACAUAUACCACUAAAACAUUUAAAGUUAGUGACUACAUUUUGGAAACACUAAUGAUUUUGGUUCAAGUGCAUAAGGAUUGUUCAACUGCUGCACCACACAUGUGCCAAGAGGUUUUAAUUGACGCACAGCAAUUUAUCGCUGAACUUUUGUUUAAAUUAUUCAAACCUUUUGAGGGAAGGAUCUCUGCCGAUGGGUUGUUAAAGAUGGUAUUGGAUAUACAAUUUUUCACAAAAACUUUACAAAAUAUAUUGGAUCCUCAAUCAGAUGCUGUUUUUAAAAGCUGCUUACAGUUUUGUUUUCAAAAUGAUACCAAUAAGGUUAACCAAUAUUUAAAGGAAAUUGAACCUGUAGUCAAUUCCAAUCUAAGUAGAACAUUUAUUCAAUUUGGAUCAUUUAAAACAUAA
Saccharomycodes ludwigii is the source of this 2595-nucleotide messenger RNA. It is a transcript of the gene SEC5, whose product is annotated as exocyst subunit SEC5. Gene Ontology annotation, cellular component: exocyst. The record is from RefSeq and is a predicted model, not a curated record. Lineage: Eukaryota; Fungi; Ascomycota; Saccharomycetes; Saccharomycodales; Saccharomycodaceae. The transcript has a single exon. Gene Ontology annotation, biological process: Golgi to plasma membrane transport; exocytosis. The coding region runs from base 1 to 2595 and encodes 864 amino acids.